AUGCCUCAGGAGUUUACAGGAAAUUUGGUGGAGCCACGAGGCAUGAGACACAGUGAGAGCAUGAGAGGCAGAAUAAUGACUAGGAAGAGGCAACGUGCACAUCGAGGAUCCGAGCAUUGGACGCUAGACGAAGACGAAGACCAUGUUUUGCAGAUGGACCCAAGUCUCAUGACGGAGCGUCAGCAGAUGGCAUUUCUAUUGCGAACAACAGCUCAUGAAGGAUUGAAAACGUCGCGGUCAAGUGAUGAAAGCUCAGAGGAUGAGACUGGAAUGUCGUUGCGCCAUGUGAAGAAGUCUAAAUGGAUACCUGGAGAGAAACAUGAAGCGACUGCUACGUCGAUCCAUCGAGGCCGCGGCCGUCCGUUAAAGAACAAGAAGAGACUAAAUGGUGGAAACACGAAAUUACGAGUGAAGGCAGAGAAGAAAAAGCACAAGGCAAUGGAUGAUAAAAAGGUUGAAAAUAAGCCUAGUCCUGUGAGCUCGGAUGAUGUAUCACAGUUGAAUGCUGCGCGGUCUCUUAGAAACAAAACACCGCAAUGUGCCCUAUGUUGUGACUAUGAUACAGCGCACGAGGCGUCGUACUCGAACGUGCUGUUCCUAUGUCCCUCAUGUGACCGAAAGUACCCGACGCAGCAGGCGCUUGGUCGACGUGCCUGCGUGAUCUGA
This is a messenger RNA of Peronospora belbahrii, 666 nucleotides long. The record is from the annotation of a GenBank genome assembly. NCBI's taxonomy places the organism in Eukaryota, Oomycota, Peronosporomycetes, Peronosporales, Peronosporaceae.